GCAGCAGCCGUAGCAGCAGCCGCAGCACUUUACACUUUAAUCGAUCGCUUUUCCAGUCCUGCUCCAGUGCAGUCCGCCUGGAGUGGAAAGUGGCCAGUGCUCCUUGCUCUGGCCUCCAAGCAAACCGAGGAGACUAGGGAGGAAACUCCUUGGGAGAGUCCGGUCCCAGGUGCCCUCUGGGUUCUGCAGUCUCUUCUCUCUUUUGCUUGGGUGGGGAAGGAGGACGAAGAGGAGGUUUGGUCUGGGAUUAGAAGGAGGUGGAGCAGAGGCAGAGGUGGCGGCAGCAGCAGCAGCAGCAGCAGCAGCAGCAGCCGCGCCAGGAACAGAGAAAGACAGGAGAGACCUAGACUUGGAAACCCCAACGUGUCCCCGUCCCUGCACCGCAGGAUAUAUUUCCAGCUUCAUGGGCAAAGUGUGGAAACAACAGAUGUACCCUCAGUACACCACCUACUACUACCCCCAGUAUCUCCAGGCGAAGCAGUCUAUUGUGCCAGCCCACCCAAUGGCUCCUCCCAGCCCCAGUACCACCAGCAGUAAUAACAACAGUAGCAACAGUAGCAGCUCAGGGUGGGAUCAACUAAGCAAAACAAACCUUUAUAUCAGAGGACUGCCUCCCAAUACCACAGAUCAGGACCUGGUGAAACUUUGUCAACCAUAUGGAAAAAUCGUCUCCACAAAGGCAAUUUUGGACAAAACAACCAAUAAAUGCAAAGGUUAUGGCUUUGUGGAUUUUGACAGUCCAGCUGCUGCCCAGAAAGCAGUCUCAGCUCUAAAGGCUACUGGAGUUCAAGCCCAGAUGGCAAAGCAACAGGAACAAGAUCCUACAAACCUGUAUAUUUCUAAUUUGCCACUGUCCAUGGAUGAGCAAGAACUUGAAAACAUGCUCAAGCCAUUUGGACAAGUGAUCUCUACAAGGAUACUGCGUGAUUCCAGUGGUACAAGUCGCGGUGUUGGCUUUGCCAGGAUGGAAUCAACAGAAAAAUGUGAAGCUGUUAUUGGUCAUUUUAAUGGAAAAUUCAUUAAGACACCCCCAGGAGUUUCUGCUCCUGCAGAACCUCUGUUGUGCAAGUUUGCAGAUGGUGGACAGAAGAAGCGACAGAAUCAGAACAAGUACAUCCAGAAUGGGAGAGCAUGGCACAGAGAAGGCGAGGCUGGAAUGACCCUUACCUAUGAUCCAACCACAGCUGCUUUACAGAAUGGAUUUUAUCCUUCACCUUACAGUAUUGCUACAAAUCGAAUGAUCACUCAAACAUCUAUUACACCUUAUAUCGCUUCUCCUGUUUCUACAUACCAGGUGCAGAGUCCGUCGUGGAUGCAGCCUCAACCAUACAUCUUGCAGCACCCUGGUGCUGUGUUAACUCCCUCCAUGGACCAUACUAUGUCACUACAGCCUACAUCAAUGAUCAGCCCUCUGGCCCAACAGAUGAGUCAUCUUUCACUAGGCAAUACUGGAACAUACAUGCCUGCCACAACAGCUAUGCAAGGAGCCUAUAUACCCCAGUAUACACAUGUUCAGACAGCAGCUGUUCCCGUUGAGGAGGCAAGUGGUCAGCAACAGGUUGCCGUAGAGACGUCCAGUGAUCAUUCUCCAUAUACCUAUCAACAAAAUAAGUAACUGUGAGAUGUAUAGAGGAGUGUCCUUACCUGAAGAAGGGUGUGAAGGCUGAAACAAUCAUGGAUUUUUCUGAUCAAUUGUGCUUUAGAAAUUAUUGACAGUUUUGCACAGGUUCUUGAAAACGUUAUUUAUAAUGAAAUCAACUAAAACUAUUUUUGCUAUAAGUUCUAUAAGGUGCAUAAAAAUCCUUAAAUUCAUCUAGUAGCUGUUCCCCUGAACAGGUUUAUUUUAGUA
This is a messenger RNA of Vombatus ursinus (common wombat), 1849 nucleotides long. It is a transcript of the gene RBMS1, whose product is annotated as RNA binding motif single stranded interacting protein 1. Gene Ontology annotation, molecular function: mRNA 3'-UTR binding; poly(U) RNA binding; poly(A) binding. Lineage: Eukaryota; Metazoa; Chordata; Mammalia; Diprotodontia; Vombatidae. The coding region runs from base 404 to 1615 and encodes 403 amino acids. Gene Ontology annotation, cellular component: ribonucleoprotein complex; cytosol; nucleus. The record is from RefSeq and is a predicted model, not a curated record. The transcript has 14 exons.